This is a messenger RNA of Eucalyptus grandis, 1514 nucleotides long. RefSeq lists its product as uncharacterized. NCBI's taxonomy places the organism in Eukaryota, Viridiplantae, Streptophyta, Magnoliopsida, Myrtales, Myrtaceae. The record is from RefSeq and is a predicted model, not a curated record. Bases 251 to 964 code for a protein of 237 amino acids. The transcript has 5 exons.
AGGAUGCUGUCUGCUCUUCUACUCGCACACUCGCGACACUCGCCACAGUCACCUCAGAGAGCGUGACGUGGGCGCCCGUAGCCGCCCCACUCGCGCGCUGCUACUCACCUGAAGCUGCUCCCCUUCAUUUCCAUUUCCUCCUCCUGCCCAAUUCCCAACACUAUUUAUACAUCGCCAAAACCCGUAAAAGCUCUCACCUUUGCCACCGCAAAGCCACAGGGCAUUUACUGUUUCUCGGUGGACGUUAAUUAUGGGUAAGAGGAAGAGAACCGACGAUCGUCUCGUCACCGACCCUUCUCUUUCGUCUUCUUCACCUGCAGAAAGCAUGCCGUGCUCUUCUGUAGUGGAAUUAUCAUCUAGAAAAAAGUCUUCUCACUUCGUGGACUCUAACGAGAUGAAGCCCUUCACAUCAAGCAUGGAAAUGGAUAUUUCUUCUAAUCACUCUUCUCCCGUACAUCUUCGGCAAAAUCUUGGGCGUUCAAUGUUUCUGAAACGCUCACGUCACUGGUAUGGACACCAGAACUCAUGGCGUAACUCAGGUGCCCAUAUGAGUGCAACCACUUCUCAUGGGAAGACCCCACCCUCUUGGGAAGAGAGACUUAACUUCAAGUUGGCUAGUCGCUACAACUCAGACAACUGGCACUAUGCAGAUUAUAGAGACAGAGCCUUUAGCAGGCCAGAGAGGAUUAGGUCAGAUUCUGCCACAUUAGAUUCCGCCUCACUUGAAACGGCAAAGUUGCAAUGUGGGGUCUGCCAGAAACUGUUGAGGAGGAAGCCUUAUCUUCUUUCUGGCUCUCACUCAUCCUUGGAAAACUCUGUUGUGGCAGUUCUAGUAUGUGGACAUGUCUAUCAUGCAGAUUGUUUAGAGCAGAAGACGCCUCUUGAAGAGAAAUCUGACCCCCUAUGUCCCGUUUGUCUCAACUUACCCUCACCCGCUGAUGCCUUUAAAGGAGGGAGUGAAUGAUUGUACAGGAUCUUUCUAACAAAGAGGACUAGGUGCUUAUGCUGAGCAAGCUAGGAUAUUGUCGUAUAUAUGAUAGGUGAUAUAUAUGCACCAAAUAUCUCGAUGGGGCUUAUUAGGGGAAGUGCAUUGUUUCGAUAUAGCCUUAUAGGAUAUAGAAUUCUAGACUAUAAAUGUGUAUAUUGCGAGGAUGUAUUUAUCGGACACAUUGCGGCUUCGUGUUGUCUUAGCCCAUUUUGUGCGAAAACACAUAUUGCAGUAUCGACUGCUGUGCCUAAAAUGCAAACUCAGACCUCCUUGAUGGACUGAUUGCUGACCGCGAUUACACUAUUGAUCGAGGCGGAAGUGCAGGAAUGUUUUGUUCUGGAUGAAGGAGAAACAUCAUCAACGUGCCUGCAUUAUUUUGCAGAAAUCUUCUUGAUAUGUAAUCUGAUUUGAUGAAAUGCGGUUUCUACUGAGUUUGUCAAGAAAAUUAUGUGUGAAUACUGCGGCAUAAGAGAGCAUAUAAGUGGUGAAAGUUAAUUGCGAGUAUUGUGUUGAAAAGCUUAUUGUA